Molecule: messenger RNA, 2567 nt
Organism: Ceratosolen solmsi marchali
Lineage: Eukaryota; Metazoa; Arthropoda; Insecta; Hymenoptera; Agaonidae
Product: meckelin
Biological process (GO): cilium assembly
Cellular component (GO): ciliary transition zone; MKS complex
Source: RefSeq, a predicted model, not a curated record
AUGAAACCAACAUAUAAGGAAAAAUAUAUCAGAGUCAUUCUGUUAGUGCGAUUCAAAUGUUUUGCAUGUAUUUGUAAUAAAUAUAGUAGAACAAUCGGUUAUGAAUAUAAUUUACCAAUAUGUGAAAGAUGUCAACCUGGUACAAUUUUAACUUCUGAUAAGAAAAGUUGUAUACCAUGUGGAAAAGAUGAUAAUUUUACCUGCAGUUGUAAAACAAAUGAAAUAAAAGUUGAAAGAGAUACAAAUGCAGAUUUGCUGGAAACUUUAAAAUGCAUUCAAUGUUCUAAUAAUAGUUAUCCAUCAAAAGAUGGAUUAAAAUGUAUUACUUGUCACAAUGUUGCUCUAAAUAAUAAUAGUAUUUGUGCGUGCCCAAUUGUCAGUCAUAUAAGAAUAGACGAUUAUUGUUUUCGAAAAAAUGACAUUGAUUUUUUCAAUGUUCGUGACACAUAUUCGAUACAAUUUUUAAAUGAAAACAUAGACAGUUAUUACUUUAGAAAGGAGCUAAGAUUAUCAACAUAUUUGUGUAAGGAUGGGGAUAAAAUAGCGUGUGAGCGCCUAUCCAACAUGUGUGCUUUAACACUUUCUGAAACAAGUAUACCAUGUAAAUUAUCCCAAUCCAAGCAAGAUCUUCGUUCAGGUUUAUGGAUGUUUUAUGAAGAGAGUGGAUAUCCAAUGAUUGUAAAUAAUAAAAUAAUUCCUGUAAAGUAUACUCUCAAUAAAAAUGACUUGAACAAUCAUUUAAACUUUACAAUGGCCACAUUUACACGUAAUGGAAAUUUAAAAUACAUAGAUAACCCAAGCAUUUUCUGCACAUUUUUUAACGAUAUUAGAUUUGGAAUAAACAUUAAUAAACAAUGUCGCAUCUAUGCCAAGGAAUUGACCAUUAGAGAAAUGAAUUUUUAUGUACCAUAUUUACAAUACAGUGAGAAUGGACAAGUAUUUUUAAGCGCUUUACCUGUCUUUAUUAAAAAUAAAGUUUGGCAACCAUUGAAAAAAAUUUUUCUUAUCGAUAACAUUUCAAGUUAUAAGGCAAUAUCUAAUUUAGUAGAUGAUAGUUUUAAAAGGGAGGAUGAAUUUUCCAUACUUCGAUACAUGAAAUCAAUAAAAAUUUUGAUUACAGUACAAAAUGAUAGAGAAGGAGGACACAUUUAUCUUCCAUUGAUAAUUAUUGAAUAUGAUGAAUUAAAGAAACAGGAUAUUCAAGAUAAUAAACAAAUCACAGUAGAUUACAAAGUAAUUUUUAUUUCAACCAAUAAGAAUAUAGAUAAUACUAUUGAAAUAGCAAUCGGAGUCUUAGCAGGCUUUGCAAUAAUAUAUUCAUCAUUGAAAGCUUGGAGCUAUUGCAAAAGAAAUUUCAAUGGUAUUUUAAAUAUUGGAGUGAUCAUAUGGUUUCUUAUAUAUUGCUUAGGUGCAGUUGGGAAUAUAUUACUAUUAGUAACAACUUCUUUUUGUAUUUAUACUUUCAUUUUUUAUAAAGGGCAAACAGUUUUGCAUAUUUUAUUACCUACUGAUAAUACUGAAUCAAAGAUAUAUUUAUGUACAAUAAUAGCAUUUUGUUUUAAGAUAGUGGAGAUUAUGGCGUUCAUCUAUCGACAUCGUAAUAUUAACGUCUUCUUCAUGGAUUGGGAGCAGCCCCACACAAUACACAAUCAGACACGAUACGAUUCACCACACACAUCACUAAAGAAACUUUAUGGCAGUAGAUUUGAACACGACGAUUCAUCGACGAUAAUGAAAAGUUAUCUAGACUAUCCGAACGAGGACGGCAGUGUUGACAAUCUACAACACUUACCAAUCAGUAUCUGGAGAACGUACUUUGUGGCUAACGAGUGGUUUAAAAUACAAACUAAACGUAGAAUCAAUAUCGCUUUCCAGAUCAUAUUUACUCUUCUUAUGUUGGAGAUCAUAGGGUUAAAAUAUUGGGCUCAAACAACACCAGAAUUACAGACUAAUGAAAAUAAAAAACAAUCUUUUAAUGAAAAAAAUUUUACACUGAGAUUUGGGGUAGGAGCCUUAGUCUAUAUUUUUUGCUACUGUUUACAAUGGAUUAUUUCAAUCACAUUUUAUGAAAGAUAUAUUAAAAAUAGAAUGCAGCAUUUUGUAGAUUUAUGUUCUGUAGCAAAUAUAAGUAUCUUUAUCUUUGCAUAUGAUUAUUAUGGAUACUAUAUUCAUGGAAGAUCAGUUCAUGGAUAUGCCGAUACAGAUUUAGUAACUUUGAUUAAUGAUUUAAAAAGAGAGGAAAAUAAUCUUUGUGCUCAUAGAGGUUUAAUUCCAGGUACAACGAAUCAAACUUUUAUAACAUCAUUAUCUUCACGUUUUCGAGAAAUUUAUCAUAAAUUACUUGAUUUACAAAAUAUGAGAGAGGACAGAUUUUUUAAACGCGAAACUGUAGGAUCCUUAAAUUGGGAAAAAAUUACAAACUCAUUUGAAGAUAAAAAAAUUUUUGACAGCAUUUAUAGAUCAUUGUUUUAAGGAUUUGGAUUAUGUUAUAAAAAACAGACUUUUUCUAGAAAAACUCUGUGAUAUAGAGAUUGAAACAAAUGAUAAUCAAUCAACAUUUUAUAUAG